Pipistrellus nathusii (Nathusius's pipistrelle) is the source of this 903-nucleotide messenger RNA. NCBI's taxonomy places the organism in Eukaryota, Metazoa, Chordata, Mammalia, Chiroptera, Vespertilionidae. The record is from the annotation of a GenBank genome assembly.
AUGCUGCAGAACCCCGGCACCUCCACGCCCUUCUCCGUGGACGACAUCCUGCGGCUGGAGCGGGAGCAGAUUGGCCUCGCGGCCUUGCAGCUCCAGGAGGCCCGGGGGAGCCCCGAAAGCUCUCAGUAUCUGCAACUGGUCCCGGACCCGCGAGGAUCGGAGGACAUUCUCAGCUCUGGAGAGAGGUGGCUGGACCGGCCGGAGCCUCCAGGGGAUCCCAGUGAGCGCGUCGCAGACAUGGACGCGGAGCGGGUGGAGCCCGGCCUGCGCGCAGCCUCACCCCCCGGCGGCGGGCCCCGGGGACCGGAGCGCGGCGGCGGCGGCGGCGGCGGCGGCGGCGGCGGCGGUGACCGGGCACGCGGGGCGGGCGCCGGGCAGGCGCGGGCGCGGCGGCGGCGGCGGCCGCGGGUGCUGUUCUCGCAGGCGCAGGUGCUGGCGCUGGAGCGGCGCUUCAAGCAGCAGCGCUACCUGUCGGCGCCGGAGCGCGAGCACCUGGCCAGCGCGCUGCAGCUCACGUCCACGCAGGUGAAGAUCUGGUUCCAGAACCGGCGCUACAAGUGCAAGCGGCAGCGGCAGGACAAGUCCCUGGAGCUGGCGGGCCACCCGCUGGCGCCGCGCCGGGUAGCGGUGCCUGUGCUGGUGCGGGACGGCAGGCCCUGCCUGGGCCCCGGCGCGCCCGCCUUCCCGGGCCCCUACGCCCCCGCCGCUGCGCCCUACGCCUGCUACGGCGGCUACGCGGGCGGAGCGCCCUACGCGGCGGGCUUUGGCGGGGGCUACGCGGGAGCGCCUCCGGGCCCCGCUCCGCCCGCGCCCCUGGCCUGCCUGGGCCUCGGCGGGGGUGGCCAGGGCGGCAGCACGCAGGGCACUCUGCCCGCCCCGCUGCAGGGGGUCCCGGCCUGGUGA